CUGAGUUUUCGUGAUACUUCCACUUUCUUUAUUCCCCUUAUUAACUGUUUUUCUCCAGUUCAGCCACGGUCAUCCUCCUACAAUAGAGAGUAUGGAGGAGGGGGAGGAAAAUGUUUCUCCCACUCAGACCACCAGCUAGAUGGCCCCAUCACUGCCAUCCGUAUCCGAGUCAACAAAAACUACAUUGCGGGACUCCAGGUCUGAUAUGGCAAGGAGUGGAGCGACUAUGUUAGGGAUACCCAAGGUGAUCUGGAGGAGAUUUUCUUGCACCCCGGGGAGUCAAUCAUCCAUGUGUCCGGCAAAUAUAAGUCCUAUCUUUGGAAGCUGAUGUUUGUGACAGACAAUGGCCGCUACCUGACUUAUGGGAAGGACACAGGCACCAGCUUUAAUGCCGCCCCACUGUACCCCAACACCAUUGUUCGAUUCUUCAGUGGCCACGCUGGCUCUCUCAUCGAUGCUAUCAGUCUACAUUGGGAUGUUUACCCCACCUGCUAACUAUCCAGACACAGCAGGCCCAGGGCUGCCUCUCCUUGGGAAAGUCCUUAUUCUCUCAAAGCCUAU
Molecule: messenger RNA, 561 nt
Organism: Phascolarctos cinereus (koala)
Lineage: Eukaryota; Metazoa; Chordata; Mammalia; Diprotodontia; Phascolarctidae
Gene: ZG16
Product: zymogen granule protein 16
Source: RefSeq, a predicted model, not a curated record